GCUGCGCCCCGGAGAGGCUGCCGCUGUCCCCGUCCCCCCAGGCGCGGCCUGAGAGCCGAGAGCGGGCGCGCGGGCCGGGGGAGGGGAGAGCGGCAGAGGAAGCCGCGGGAGGGAACAGGGGGCCACUGUCUCCUUGGAAAAGAAGGGAGGAGCCCUGGGUGGGAAGAGCGAAGGGAGCCCUCCCAGCUGCGCGUCGCGAAAAGUUUUCCCAGGGCGUCGCGUCUGUGCCAACUCGGCCGGAGGCGCCCGGGACCGCGCUGCCGGCGUGGCGGCUGUGCCUGCGCGCCUCGCCCCUCGCCCCUCGCCGCGCUGCCCCCCCUUCCAGCCCGGGCGGCUCCGCUCCCUCCGCGACAGGCGCCAGAGGGCUCCCCGGUAGCCCCACGGGGCGGGGGCUGCAGCGCCGCCUCCUGCCGCCGCGGCUGCCGGCGGCGGCGCUGCCCGCGGGCCGGGAGCCGCGCCCGCAGGUGGAAGCGCACCCCGGGGGCGGGCCCGGGGCCGGGGGCGGCUCGGGCGGGCUCCGCGCGCGCGGCCGGCCCCGCUCGGGCCUCGGGAGGGCGUGCGUCCCGCCCUGACCCGCCGGCCUCUCCCCUUCCAGCAGUGACGCGCCGCCUCGGAGCCGGAGCGCGCGCAGCGCCCCGCCGGCCGAUGGAGCGCCGAGCCCCGCGCGCGCAGGACGCCCCGGCCGCGCUCCCGCCGGCGGCCCCCGCAGGGAGAAAACCCAAAGCCAAGGCACCACUUCCUCCAGCUGAGACCAAAUACCUUGAUGCCUCUUCAGUUGAUGAUUCUGUAGAAUCCUCUGCUUUUCUCAUGGAACAGAAAGAAAACAUGAUAGAUAAAGACAUUGAACUCUUGGUGGUUCUACCUGGGGAUAUUAUCAAAUCUACUACUGUUCACGGCAGUAAACCUAUGAUGGACUUGUUGAUAUUCCUCUGUGCACAGUAUCACUUAAAUCCAUCGAGUCACACAAUUGAUCUGCUGUCAGCUGAAAAGAACCCCAUUAAAUUUAAGCCAAACACACCAAUAGGAAUGUUGGAGGUGGAAAAAGUAAUUUUAAAGCCAAAGAUUUUGGAUAAGAAAAAAACUAUACCUAUAAUACCAGAGCAAACUGUGAGAGUAGUGAUCAAUUUUAAGAAAACGCAGAAGACUAUAGUGAGAGUUAGCCCACAUGCACCACUUGAAGAACUUGCCCCCAUUAUAUGCAGCAAAUGUGAGUUUGAUCCAUUACAUACACUGUUAUUGAAGGACUAUCAGUCUCAGGAGCCCCUAGACAUGACAAAAUCUCUUAAUGACCUGGGACUAAGAGAAUUAUAUGCCAUGGAUGUCAGCAGAGCCACUUCUGUUACUGCCUUCAAUAAGUCAUCUUUACAAGAGUCCUGCCAAAUAUCACAAAACCUAGACCUUAUGAAGGAUAAAGAAAAUAAAGGGUUUUUCAGCCUUUUUCAACGCAGUAAGAAAAAGCGGGAGCAAACUGCCAGUGCCCCUGCAACUCCUCUAGUAAGUAAGCAUCGUCCAGCUUUUACGAGGAGCAAUACCAUUACCAAACCGUAUAUUUCAAACACCCUGCCAUCGGACGCACCCAAGAAGAGGCGCGCGCCCCUGCCUCCGAUGCCCGCGUCUCAGAGCGUGCCGCAGGACCUUGCUCAGCUCCAGGGGAGGCCAGCUUCCUGUGUGGUGAAAUCCACAAGUAUGGAUGAAACAGAGGAGAGUUCCUACGGAGCAGGCAGAGUGAGGGCGGGCUCUCUGCAGCUUAGCAGCACAUCCGCUGGGAAUUCAUCUUUGAAAAGGACAAAGCGAAAAGCACCAUCUCCACCUUCCAAAACAGCCCUGCAACAAAGUGAUGAAAAUAGUCAUGUAACUGCCCUGGAGUCGGUACCUGCAAUUCCUACAGACAGUGUUUUAGAAGCAAACUCUUCUGAGGGCCUGUCCAGCCCAGAAGCCUCCCUUGGCCCUGGUCUCCCUGGUCACGAACAGUGCGCUGCGCUCCAGCUGCCGGCGGAAGCCCCCCUCUCGGAGAGCCCUGGAACACCCGAGGCGGCCCCCGCGUCUCUGCCACCUGGAAUAAGCUCUGAUUACAGCCUUGAAGAGAUAGAUGAAAAGGAGGAACUGAGUGAAGUGCCUAAAGACGAGGCUGAAAACACUUCUCUGAAGUCACAAGACAUUCCUACUGUAUCUACUGAUAUAAUAAAUACACUGAAGAAUGAUCCUGACUCAGCCCUUGGCAGUGACACUGGAGAGUCCUCACAAAACUCCAAAGGAGAGAAACAAGGAAGUAGAAACACAGAUGGACAAGACCCACACAUUAUGGUAUGUAAUUCAAGCAACGAAGAGAGGGUAGUUGACAGUGUAAGAAACCUGAAGUCACCAGGCCCAAACCAGGAGAAUGUAGAUCAAAAUGAAAUAAUUGUCAUUCCAACAAGCACAGAAAAUAAUAUGAAAAAUGGAGUGAGGAGGACAGAAAUCAACGUAGCAGGUGUUGCCAAAAAUAACAAUGUGGACAUGGAAGUUGACAGACUAUCAAACUAUCAGGCAUAUAAAACUGAUAUUGCUAGAAGUUACAAGGAAAAUCAUCUUGCUGCUUCAUCAGCACCAGAUCAAAAACUGAUUCAGCCUUGUGCAGAAAAGACAAAAAUGCAAGAUGCAGCAAUUCAGACAACCCCUUCCUGUGACAAUCUGGAUGGGAAUCACCAAGAUCAUAAUUUGUCUGAUGUCAAAGUUGAUGAAAGUGUGCAAACUUCAAGUAAUAACAAAUCAACGCAACACUCAACUUCAAGCCCACAAGAUUCUGUAGAUAUCUCAAGAGAAUUUGGGAGUCAGGGCCCCCUAAUUGAACAUAGAGACAAGCACCUCACCAUAAAAGAUCCAAUUUGUGCACAUGGUAAUGACGAUCCUUUGCCUCCUGUAGAUGGGAGUGAUAAAAAUUCAACAGCUUCUUAUAUAAAGAAUUAUCCAUUUUACAGACAAGAUUAUAACCCCAAGCCAAAACCUUCAAAUGAAAUUACAAGAGAGUAUAUACCCAAAAUUGGGAUGACUACUUACAAAAUAGUGCCUCCCAGAUCCCUAGAAAUGUUGAAAGAUUGGGAAUCAGAAACCGUAGGGUAUGAAAAUGAUCAGGAGAUACAUACUUUAGAAAAAAAGGACACUCAUGAGCAUGUGAAAGUAACUGCAACUGAAACAGAAGACCUUGUUAUUUCUGAAAGCCCAAAGGAGCCCCAAGCAGACCUGAAACCAAAGCCUACCCUGAGAACAGAGCAUCAGGUGCAAAGUGAGGAGAGCGUUACCCACAGCACAGGGGAAAAUCCUCUGAAACCUACUCCCAAAGUGAUGAGAGACACUGGCAUAGCUCCUUUUGUGCCUAAUUUGGAAGAUAUAAACAAUAUUUUGGAGUCAAAACUCAAAUCUCGGGUUUCAAAUCCCCACUCCAAACCAAGUUCUUUUUUCUUGCAGAUGCAAAAAAAAGUUUCAGGUCAUUAUGUAACAUCUGCAGCUGCCAAAAAUGUUCAAGUUGCCCCUAAUCCUACUCCAAAGGAAUUAAUAAAGAAAGAGGUGGAAAGGGAUACAAUACCUCCUCCAGAGCCAGCUCUUUCUGCCUUAAGUAAAACUAGUCACUCUCCUCCACAGCCACACAUUCAAAACACUGAUGAGGACAGCAAUCAGAAGCCUACUGUAGCCUCUCCCCCUCCCCUGGCCUCUCCCCCUCCCCUGGCCUCUCCCCCUCCUCUGGCCUCUCCCGCGGCCUCUCCCCCUCCCCUGGCCUCUCCCGCUCCCGUGGCCUCUCCCCCUCCCCUGGCCUCUCCUGCCCCCAUGGCCUCUCCCCCUCCCCUGGCCUCUCCCCCUCCUGUAGCUCCCAAACCUGUUCCACUUCCCAAGAGUCAGUUAGCAACACUUAACCUGAAGACUCUGAAAACUUUUGGUGCCCCUCGACCAUACUCCAGCUCUGCUCCUUCCCCGUUUGCCCUCGCUGUGGUGAAACGGUCACAGUCUUUCAGUAAAGGCCGUACAGAGUCAUGCAGUGAAGCUGCCAGGGGUGCAUCCGUCCGAACUCCAACUGACGCAGAGGAAGGGAAGAUUCCUUCUGUAAAUACAUUUGUGGACAUCCCACAACCAGGUGGGAGUGAUAAGGAAAACAACUCUGCACAUGAUGAACAGAAUCUUCAAACACCAUCUCCGACUGACUGCCCAUCAUUCACCCUUAAGAGACAAAGUUCUUCGACAUUCCAAAGCUCUGACCCAGAACAGAUCCGACAGAGUUUGCUGACUGCAAUUCGUUCUGGAGAGGCUGCUGCCAAAUUGAAAAGGGUUACAGUUCCAUCAAAUACAGUAUCUGUGAAUGGAAGGUCAAGAUUCAGCCAUUCCAUGUCCCUUGAUGCCCAGGAUGGCCAUUAAAUGUUGCCCUGCUGUGCCGCACUUCACCACCUCUGCUGCACAGAACAACUUCAGUAGAAGAAUGUUAGCAAAUGUAUAUUCAGAUGUACACUAAUAUAUUAUCUAUUAAAGCAUAAGAAUUUGUGCUGUGGCCUUUAAUGCCAAAAGGAGAAUUACCAGAAUUUAUAAUUUAUAAUAAUAUGUUUGGCCUUUUUUGCCUUAAGAACUGAAUAUGCUGCUUUAGAACUUUAAGACAAGGUGUUAAUGACUUUCACAUUUUUUCAAAUGAGAAAUAGUCACCUUUUGUUGAUUUCACUUAUUGACACAUUCUCUACAAUGGUGACUUAGACAAAAGGAUAAAUUAGGAUUCAUAGACAUAUUUGUGUGACACAUAAAUAACUAGGCAAACAUAGAUCUGACAUUUGCUGCCUCAGUGUUACAGAUUUAAUUGGAAAUAUUUAUACGUUAUAUUAAAGCCUAUUUGUGAUGAAAGUAUGAUCUAGAAAACUAAUGAUAUCAAAUAAGUAUAUUCAGUUUAACAGUUAAUUUCAAUGAUGAAUCACUUAGUGUGCAAGUCUUAUCUUGUGUAUUCUUUAUGUAAUUACAAAAUCAGUGUCAAGUUUAUGGAAAAGCUUAUGGCAUUUUAAUAUCUUAUUAACAUGAACACUUAGUUUUUUUAAUCUUUAGAACUUAAAUUGCACAAGGAGAAUUUUAAAUAUUUUCUGUAUAUAAUUAUAACAUUAUUGUCACACAGAUAUUACACGUUUUAUGUGCCAGAAGCCUUAAAAAAUCUUCCUGUGAAAAUGUUGAUAUAUUGUGACAAUUAUUUCAAAUUCGAUAUGUAAAAAGGAAUAGGGGUUAGUUUAUGUCCAUAUUGGAAAACUUUAAAGACUACUUGGAGGUUUCAGAAAUCCUGGUUUUAAUUAAAGUGAUAAAAUCAUUAUGUAGUUCAGAUGCUAAUAUUCUAAAUAAUAAUAUAUAUUUACAUUAAAGCUAAAAAUGUUAAGCAAAACAGUGCCUAAUUUGUUGGCUUAUAACUGUCCUGGGGUCUAGAACUUGUUGAUAUUCUGUUCCUGCUUAAGAAUUUAAUUGCCCACUUAUUCUAAAAGCCUUGUCAAACAAACUGAUGUUAUGUUGGUUUUUACUAAAGCUACUGGGAUAUCUGCCUCUUUGGAGAAUGUGUUGAUUUUUCCCCUGUUUAAUAAAAGCAAGUUAUAUAUUUGG
Molecule: messenger RNA, 5586 nt
Organism: Hippopotamus amphibius kiboko
Lineage: Eukaryota; Metazoa; Chordata; Mammalia; Artiodactyla; Hippopotamidae
Gene: COBLL1
Product: cordon-bleu WH2 repeat protein like 1
Exons: 15
Coding region: 646-4383 (1245 amino acids)
Molecular function (GO): actin monomer binding
Source: RefSeq, a predicted model, not a curated record